This is a messenger RNA of Melampsora larici-populina 98AG31, 393 nucleotides long. RefSeq lists its product as uncharacterized. Bases 1 to 393 code for a protein of 130 amino acids. The record is from RefSeq and is a predicted model, not a curated record. The transcript has 2 exons. NCBI's taxonomy places the organism in Eukaryota, Fungi, Basidiomycota, Pucciniomycetes, Pucciniales, Melampsoraceae.
AUGUGUUGGUUCGCCAAAAUUUAUCCAUCUAAAGUCAUUCAUCCCGGCAUCUAUUCCGCUUUAUGGAUUACGAGCGCGGAGGAGUCGGCUGUGGAGAUGAGGGGACGUGUGUUUGAAGAAGACGGAGAAGAAUAUGGAGAAGUCAGAGGAAGAAUAAAAGGGAAUGGACUUCGGGCGAAAUGGUAUAUACAUGGAAAGUCAAGUAUCCGAAACGAAUCACUGGUUGGCCGGGAGAAGGGGUGGUCAGUGAAAACGGAUGGUGGUCGAGAUGGGAACAGACAGAUGUGGCUGAACGGAAAAGUUGAAGUUGCAAAAGGACUCAUAGCAGAAGUCAGGAUCAGGAUUCGAUGCCAACUUGGUAUCAAGCCUAGAGGUCUAACUGACAACCUAUAA